AUGAUGUUGAAAAUCUCUCGCAUCCAGCGGCUGAGUGUCGUCAUCGGCAUUUCAUUCUGUUUCUUCCUUGCCGAGAUUUCGAUCGGGUUCUACACACAUUCUCUGGCCUUGGUGGCAGAUGCUUUUCACUAUCUGAAUGAUCUGGUCGGUUUCAUCAUCGCCCUUGUGGCCGCCAUCGUUGCCGAAAGAACGGAGGCUCCCAAGGCACUGACCUUUGGCUGGCAACGAAUCCAGCUUCUGGGCGCCUUUUUCAAUGGAGUCCUUCUGUUUGGUCUAGGCAUAAGUGUCUUCUUGCAAUCCAUCGAGCGGUUCAUUUCCUUACAGAAGGUUGAGAAUCCCAAGUUCGUUUUGAUAAUGGGGUGUAUAGGCUUCGGCCUCAAUCUCAUCAGCAUCCUCUUCUUACACGACCACGGCCAUGAUCACGGCGAUGGUCAUAGCCACGGCCACAGCCACGGAAACGACCAUAGCCAUAGUCAUGGCACAGAUAGUGGCGAAGGCUCCGCCCCUGAAGCCUCUACAGACACAGAUCCAGACGCAGUCGGUCUGAUGGAUGGAAAGCACAUCCACCAUAAACACCAUGUCAAUAAACAGAACACCUCCCUUAAGCCGCACCGAGAUCUCGCCAUGAUGGGCGUGCUCCUCCACGUCAUCGGCGACUGCGCGAAUAACCUUGGUGUCAUCAUCGCCGCAGCAGUGAUCUGGUUCGCCAACUACGGUGGUCGAUUCUACGCCGAUCCAGCCGUAAGCAUGGGUAUCGCGAUUAUGAUCUUCCUCUCCUCCAUCCCACUUAUCAAACACUCCGGACUCAUCCUCCUCCAAAGCGCACCCCGGGGCGUCGACCACGACGACGUCAAGCAUGACCUCGAACAAGUCCCCGGCGUCCUGGCCGUGCACGAGCUACACAUCUGGCGCCUGAACCAGACCAAGUCCCUUGCUUCUGCGCAUGUCGUUCUAGACGGCGAUAUCAUUCUCGACUUUGACAGUCUUGCCAAGACAAUUCGGGAAUGUUUCCAUGCAUACGGUAUUCAUUCUGUGACGCUUCAACCGGAGAUUCAUACUAGUCGACAAGUUUCGACUGCGGGCCAAUCAACGCAUAGCUCGGGGGUGGAUACUGGGAUUGGAGAAGGCGAGAGUAGUGCCAAGAGGAGGCAGAGUCUUGAGAGGGCGAUUAAUCAGUGUAAGACUGGUUGUGGGAGUCUGUGUUUGGAUUUGACCUGCUGUCGUUGA
Molecule: messenger RNA, 1227 nt
Organism: Penicillium cataractarum
Lineage: Eukaryota; Fungi; Ascomycota; Eurotiomycetes; Eurotiales; Aspergillaceae
Product: cation diffusion facilitator family transporter
Exons: 8
Coding region: 1-1227 (408 amino acids)
Biological process (GO): intracellular zinc ion homeostasis; zinc ion transmembrane transport
Cellular component (GO): membrane
Molecular function (GO): zinc ion transmembrane transporter activity
Source: RefSeq, a predicted model, not a curated record